Chironomus riparius is the source of this 2539-nucleotide messenger RNA. The record is from the annotation of a GenBank genome assembly. Lineage: Eukaryota; Metazoa; Arthropoda; Insecta; Diptera; Chironomidae.
GAAAUGUAUAAACAGACUUUGUGUAAUUGGAAGUGAAAUGAACUUAAAAUUGUUAGUGAUUAAAAUAUCAACAGAACAUAAAUUUUAAGUGAAAUCUGAGUUUAGUGUAAAUAAAUUUUCAAAUCAUUUUACAAUCGAUUUAAGUCAUAAAAUCCAGCUUCAAGUUAAUUCCGACCUACGCAUUGAAGAGUUCGCCAUAUGGAUUAGAAAGCAAUUUGUAAUCAGAUUGACGAUUGAGUAAAAUCAUUCAAUGAAUCUCGUGCUGAACGGAUAUGACAGAAAAGGAUCAUUGUAUUUUGCUUAACAAAAAUCUAUGAAACGUCUUAUUUGUUCUAUGUUGGAAAAACACAUUUAAUCCUAUUCCUUCAUACAAGUCCAUCAGAAAAGCAUCAGGAUGAUGUCGACAUCAAUAUCACCAUUGAAAGCUAUGGAAGGUCUUACAUUUCCACCAAACAUAUCGAAUGAAACGAUGCACGAGUUUCUGACGAUAUGGAUGAAUAUGGAACUAAUGAAAAAUGGCACAAAGAAUACAAAAACACCAAAUGAGACGACAGAUAAUUGUUUGCAUUAUUGUGAACACAAUAUUCGAGAUUUCUUUACACAGUAUCAACUUUAUCAUGGCUACAUUACACUUGUCAUUUGCAUUUUUGGUACAAUUGCCAACAUCCUGAACAUCAUAAUAUUAACAAGAAAAGAAAUGUCAAAGACACCAAUAAAUUCAAUAUUAAAAUGGCUUUCUGUAUGUGAUAUGUUUGUUAUGAUUGAAUAUAUUCCUUACACGAGUCAUCAAUAUAUUUCUUUAAAAGGCAAAUCAGACAACUCCUACCUGUGGACAUUUUACCUCUUAUUUCACAGUCAGUUCUCACAAAUACUUCAUACGAUAUCAAUUCUGUUAACUGUGACGUUGGCUGUUUGGCGAUAUAUUGCUAUUAAGCAUCCUCAUGGAGUACUAGGCUAUUGUGCCCAAAAUCAUCAUGGUCGUGCAAUAUUCUUCUGUUUUUUAUUAGCACCUGUGCUUUGUCUACCAGCAUUCUUUGUGUUCGACAUACAGGAUAUAUCGGAACAUAACAAGACAAUGUAUCAAUUAGAUGCCAGUGAAGAUUCAAAAUUAUACAGAAUUAACUUCUGGAUUCAUUCAGUCAUAAUCAAACUGUUGCCGUGCUUUAUAUUGACGAUAAUUAGUUUCGUCUUAAUUGAUGUCUUAUGUCGUGCAAAUAAGCGCAAACUUAAGCUGAAAGGAUACAGUGCUCCUCAAGCAGCAGCUACAACUGUAACAAAUGGACAAAGGCCAUCAAAAAUCGAUCGAAGAACAGAUCGAACAACAAUGCUUCUAGUUGCUGUCCUAUUACUGUUUCUUGUUACCGAGUUUCCUCAAGGCAUUUUGGGUUUAUUGAGCGGAAUAUUAGGAAAAUGCUUUUUAAAACGAUGUUAUCUUAUAUUUGGAGAAAUGAUGGACCUCCUCGCACUAAUAAAUGCUGCCAUUGGAUUUGUAUUGUAUGGCAGCAUGUCAAAGCAAUUCCGGAUCACGUUCAAAUCCUUAUUCAUGAGAAAACGUCCACAAAAGAUCGAAUUAACGAGAGUUACAAACAUGAAUCAUACAACGACAAAUGUCUGACAUGUAGUUGAUCUGGUAUGUCGAUUCUUUGGUCUCGAAUUGAGAUCAUCUGCACAAUAAAUAAGAUUUAAAUUAAUUUUAUAGAACUAAAAUUUAAUAUUAUAAAUUGUAAGGGAAAAAAGUUGAGAAUUUAAUUAAAAAAUGACUAAACAAAUAUUUUUUAUUGAAAAAACUAAGGUCUUAAAUUGUUCAUAGUCGGUACUUACAUUUUAAUGCUGCACGUAUAUUUAUUUAAAUGUAAACUAAUUGGGAUCAAGUGAGAUUUGAGGAACCUUCUAGGAAUUCAGGAUUUUUAUUUUUAUUGAUUCCCGCAGCAUAAAAAUUAUUUGGGAUCUAUGAAUUAAGGAUAUUGAAAAGUUUCAAAUAAAAAAGCAUGACUAGCGCAUUUUUUUACAAUACAUAAAGGAAUAAAAAUAAAUAAUAUUAUAUAGAAUCUAUAUUGGAGUUUUCCAAUCAAUACAUCAACUCCCUGGCUAUGGAACAGUGUUGUGGUCUUAAUUGACCAAAGCUAAGAAUAUGAAAGAAGUUUUUCAUAAAGUUAUUGACCAAAAUGUAAAAAAAUUGAAAUUUUUUUGUAAAAAUGCGCUAGUAACCUUGCAAGAUUUAUUCAAUAUCAGAUCCGAACUCAACUUUUGUGCUGUUUGGCUACCAACAUAACUUGUUGAAAACUUUAUUACUAUGAAUAAAAAUUAUUUGUUAAGAAUUCACUAUUAAAAAGAUUAAAAUGUUUCCAAAAAUAAAACUGUAGAUAUUAAUUAAGCCUAUUUUUUGUUAAUUUUGCACGAAACAUCGCAAAAUUUUCAUUGAUACGACUUUCAGUCAUGAAAUUAAUUAUCGAAUGUUUAUGGUUAAAAUUAUUCAAUUUAUGUGAAUUAAUUCUUUAUUGAGUUCAUUUUGAUUAAAAAUAAUUAAAGCUUCAUAGGG